GCUGUAGACGACGUCGCCAAAAGGCUGAUACCAGAGGCCGGGUCGCACGUGUGCGUCGGAUUUGGCAACUGGAGCCAGAGCGACAACAUCAAAGGAGGGCCAAAACCCCCGUUGAGACCUCUCGAGAAGGCUAUGAGGAAGAGAGCGACAGUGGUCAAGGUGCACGAGUUCAGGACGAGCAAACUAUGCUCCGCCUGCUACCAGCCUAUGAAGAUGGCCCUGGACGCCGACGAAAGACCUCUCUACUACGAUCGUUCCGUAUUGCGUUGUGCCAACAAGAACUGCAAGAAAAACUUUCUGAACAGAGACGUCAAC
Phytophthora sojae is the source of this 315-nucleotide messenger RNA. RefSeq lists its product as hypothetical. The annotation marks the transcript as partial. Lineage: Eukaryota; Oomycota; Peronosporomycetes; Peronosporales; Peronosporaceae. The record is from RefSeq and is a predicted model, not a curated record. The transcript is spliced from 2 exons.